Messenger RNA from Rhizophagus irregularis DAOM 181602=DAOM 197198, 837 nucleotides. RefSeq lists its product as uncharacterized. NCBI's taxonomy places the organism in Eukaryota, Fungi, Glomeromycota, Glomeromycetes, Glomerales, Glomeraceae. Gene Ontology annotation, molecular function: protein kinase activity. The record is from RefSeq and is a predicted model, not a curated record. Gene Ontology annotation, biological process: signal transduction; protein phosphorylation. Gene Ontology annotation, cellular component: cytoplasm.
AUGGAUUAUGCAAACAAAGGUAAUUUAAGAGGAAACUUAACAAGAAUAAUCAAAAGUGAUUGGAAUCAAAAAUUAUAUAUGUUAUAUGGAAUUAUUUCUGGACUUAAAAAGAUACAUGAUCAAAAUCUUAUUCAUUGUGAUUUUCAUGAUGGCAAUAUUUUAAAUCAUAAUGAGAGUAAAAUUUAUAUUAGUGAUUUAGGAUUAUGCCAACCUGUAAAAUCAUUUUUGAAAAAAUAUGAUAUUUAUGGUGUUAUACCAUUUAUGGCACCUGAAGUUUUAAGAGGAAAACCUUAUACUCCAGCUAGUGAUAUAUAUAGUUUUUCUAUGAUUAUGUGGGAAUUUACAUCUGGGGUACCACCAUUUAAUAAUAGAGCACAUGAUUUUCAACUUAGUUUAAGUAUUUGUAAAGGUGAACGUCCUGAAAUUAUUGAAAAUACUCCACAAUGUUAUGCAAAUUUGAUGAAAAAAUGUUGGAAUGAAGAUUCAUCAAAAAGGCCAUCAUCUGAAGAAGUGGUAGAUAUUAUUGGAAAAUGGAUUUUUCGUCCAUUUGUAGUGAAAGUUGAAGAUAUUAAUGAAGAAUUAAAUUGCAAUAUUAUGGAAUUUAUAAAUGCACCAAUUGGACAUAACAAUAAACUUACUACUAAAUCUCAUCCACAGGCACAUUAUACAAGUCGCUUACUUGAUUUUACUAGUGAAGAAUUGAAUAAAAUUCUUGAAAGUGAAGAUUCACAAGAUUCUUCUACUGGUAUAACUGAAGAUUUGAAUGAUUAUAUUAAAACAGAUAAGAAAUAAUUAAUUAUUUGUAUUUUUAUAAGAAUUCAUAGUUCUUUUUAAGUG